AUGUCCAUCUCUGCCAACAUUGACAACCAUGUCAUGCUCUUCAAGGGCGUCGACUACAAUGUCUGGGCCGAUCAGAUGCAGACGUACCUCGAGUUCACUGGGUUAUGGAACUACACCAGAUCCUCAUCCCAGUUGGCCAUCGAUCCCGGUGAGAGCGCCUCCAACAAGGAGAAGAGCUCGUACCGUGCUGAACUCAACAAGUAUAACGAGGGAACCACAAAGUGCAUGGGUGCCGUGAGGCUUCGCCUCCACCCAGACAUCUGGAACCAUCCCGAUAUCAAGGGGUGCGUCAGUCCCUUUACUCUUUGGAGUAAAAUCCAAGAGUUGUAUGGGAAACCCGGUCUUUCAGUCAUUUACUCUGACUUCAAGCAAGCAAUCAAUUUCGCAUGGGAUGGGAAUCUCGAUCCUUGUUCUGAGAUUGUGUGCUUCCAAGUCAUUCUCUCUCGCUUGAUUGCCAACAAAGUUGAGCUUCCCGAAUUCGUCAAGGGAAUGCUCCUUUUGUCGUCACUUCCUCAGAAGUACAAUAACGUAGUCAGCCUCGCGUUGCAGACUUUGAAGGACAUGAAGGACAUCAAAGUCGAUGCCAUCAUUCCUCUUAUCAUCACUGAGCAUGAGAGGAAGUCCACCAAACUGUCUGUCAACAAGGCAACUCGCGUCAAGCAGAAGAAGAGUAACCCCAAGUACAAGGACCAAAAGAAGCAGUCUGAUGCGCCUCAGACUGAGCAGCAAGGACAGUCCAAAUCCAACAAGGAUAAGAAGAAGACCAAGCACGGCAAGUCUUCUGGCAAGAACAAGCAACACGAGCACAUUCACGCCGCCGUCGCUGACUCUGAUUCCAAUUCCGAUGGACCCUCCUACAGUCCCCAACGCUCAAAAGUGGCCUCUUGGCACGCGGAAACUCCCUUACCUAACUAG
Messenger RNA from Coprinopsis cinerea okayama7#130, 915 nucleotides. RefSeq lists its product as hypothetical. The coding region runs from base 1 to 915 and encodes 304 amino acids. The transcript has a single exon. NCBI's taxonomy places the organism in Eukaryota, Fungi, Basidiomycota, Agaricomycetes, Agaricales, Psathyrellaceae. The record is from RefSeq and is a predicted model, not a curated record.